Messenger RNA from Adelges cooleyi (spruce gall adelgid), 2311 nucleotides. RefSeq names its product alpha-tocopherol transfer protein-like. Gene Ontology annotation, cellular component: membrane. The record is from RefSeq and is a predicted model, not a curated record. Bases 285 to 1109 code for a protein of 274 amino acids. Gene Ontology annotation, molecular function: phosphatidylinositol bisphosphate binding. The transcript is spliced from 8 exons. Lineage: Eukaryota; Metazoa; Arthropoda; Insecta; Hemiptera; Adelgidae.
UGUAGGUAAUGAGUACAGCAUUAGCGCUCUGUGUUUGGGUGAUGAUUGAUAAAAAAAUAACUAAUUACAAAUCGUUUUUUUUUUCAAUUUCUUAAUUACAUUGUUGAAUCUUAUGUAAUCGUUUUAAAUAUUUUAUAAUUCGUCACGUGUCGACGGUUUUUACUUGAACGCUUUUUUCCUACUUACAAAUAAAACCGCCUGAUCAGAUUUGUGAAAUCAAUCUUGAAAAUUAAUCGACAAAUCAACUAGACGGUUUUUCGUGAGGCAUUCAAGUUGAUAUCAUCAUGACGUACGCGAUCGAAACGACUUAUGAGGAAUUUCUCAAACUAGAACAAGAAAAAUAUCCCGAAUUAAAUUUGGAAGAUAUCGAAGCGUUGAAAGAACUAGUAGAUGCCAACAAAAAUUUACCACCAGUCAAAGACAAAGAAAUCGUCAUGUUCCUGCACAGUGCCUUUUUCGACGUGAAAAAAGCAUACAAGACUCUGGUGGCCAAUUACAAGUACCGAUCCGAAUUGACACAAAUAUUCAGCAAUACAGAUCCAAUGUCGGAAGAGAUGAAAGAAGUCUACGAAACAAUGAGUUUGUCUAUAGUGACUGUUCCGUACAAAGGUAAGCACGAAAGAUAUGUGUACACGCAAUUCAAAAACGAAGAUCCCAACGUUUUUAACUACGUGAACAGUGUUAAAUACUUCUUUAUGAUGAUGGAAGUGUUAAUUAUACAACACGGAACGUUCGACGGUGUGAUACUCACCAUGAAUGGCAAAGGCCUUAACUGGAGGCAUUUAACAAAAAUCCCAAUGAAAUUGGCCAAAAAUUUAAUGGGCUUUGUACAAGAAGCUCUGCCAGUGAGAUUAAAAGAAGUGCACGUUAUCAAUGCUGGAUCCAUCUCGACCAUGUUGUUUAAUUUAAUGAAACCUUUCAUGUGGGGCAAUUUCCUAGACAGGGUUACGUUAUACUCUGAAGGAUCUGAUGAAUUUUUCAAUCACGUCCCAGUGGAGUUUAUGCCCGAGGAAAUGGGUGGCAGAGGAAAAAGUCACAUGACUUAUUCUGAAGAUACAUACAAUCAUAUGUGUUCAUACCGCGAUUGGUAUACGACGAAAAAUAACUGAAGACACCGACGACGAUAACUGGAUACACGCAUAAUAAAAGUAAUUGGUUAUAAGAACAAAAUUAUUGUUUUGAAAAUUUUAGGAGUCGUAUUCGUAUUUCUGUACUCAGCUACAGGCUUACUACUUCAACAUACUGAUGUGAUUUGGAAAAAUAUGUUUAAGCUAAUUAACUCUUGUGUAAAUAUAUCAAUACAUGUGUUUGUUACCGUUUAUACUUAUGUUUUUUUUAUGUGUUCCUACGCCACAGUUAUUUAUAUUAAUUUUGUUUUAGAAAAUAUUAUGUUUUUUCACACAUUUCAAAUUAAAAUAACUUUACAGGUGCAACCAUAAUAAUUAUAUUGUUGGGGCGUGCGAUCUCGUAGCCUUCGUGGUAAAUACAUAUUAUAAUGGUAACCUUCAAAGUCGAUUAAAUUUAGCAUUUUUAAUAUCACUGUUUUCGGCCAAUCUAUGUUUAUAAGUAUAUAAUUGUACUAUAGUAGUAAUCAGUAGCCAGAUGAUGGGCCAGAAUUUAAUUUGAAGGACUAACUUCCUCUCUUAAGCUUCUAUUUAAAUUAAACAUUUUACUUAUAUUAUUAUAAACAUUUUUAGUUUAUGAAAAAUUAUAAUUAUGUUAAGCUUAAGAACGUGGUAAGUACCUAAGUCUAAAAUGUAAGUACUAUUACUAAUUAUAUACAGAAAUAUGAUCACAGAUAAAAAAUAUACAUACAACGUUCGUUUAGGCUAUUUUUUCCAACCUAUUAUAUCAAGAUGUACACCUAAUCAAACAAGCAUGAUUUAAUACAAGUUUCCUGCAACGAGAAUGGUAGGUACUGUAACUGUAGGCUUUAUAAUGUAAACUGUAUAAACUGUAAACAAUUAUUUAAAUGUACUCAUUAUAAUGUAUAUACUUUAAACGCCACAGGAAAAUUGUUGUUUUCAUUUAUUUCAACUGUUAAAUUUUCGGUUCUACAGACACUGUUUAGUAGAUUACCCGAAGAAAAUCAUGGAAGGUCAAUUUAAAAUUCGUUUGGCAAUGUUAUGUGUUUAUGUUUCAAUACUCCAAGUUUCAGGUGUCGUUACUUUGUACGAAAGAAAAACUACCAUGGAAGAAUUUUUCUCCGGAGAACAUGAGAAAUAUCCACUGCUGCUGAUGGACGACGUCAACAAGUUGGAUGAACGUGUAAAAGCCAAUAAAGAUGUUGACAAGUUGUCUUCUAAAAUUA